AUGAUCAAAUCUAGAAGUUACUUGUUAGAGAGUCAUAUACGAGACACUAGCCCUGUACGAAACCGUUCGGGAUUAGAGAAUUCAUCCAUGGAACUUGAGUCUUGUUCCUUUAGCAUUGAUGUGGACAACACGCCAACUCGAGUCAAUUAUCCACCCUUGGAAGAGUACAGCCAGUGCAUUCUUCGAAACUCCAAUUUUAGGAUCAUCAAUGAAGGCAUGAUUCCAAGAGUUUUGCCAGAACCAGGAACAGCAUUGGAUCUGAAUGGUGGUAAUGCUCAGCUGUUGCCAAACAUGAGAACACCAAGGGUUAAUAUGAUUUGCAGCUCACCUUUUGUUUCGAAGAUGGGUCAUAGUUCUGCGAUGAAGGGAAGUUCGCCUGUUGUGUGUGCUUUACCUGAUGAUCUUGCUAAAUCUAAUGAGGUGUAUAGACACAUUUAUGGAUCUAGCUCGUUUACUGAGAGUCCUAUAAUUCGUCGAAACUCAACUGUCAGGACAAAGUUGAAUCAAGAGUAUGGUGCAUCACAAGCCCAAGAAGCAAGUGUUAAUUUUGAGGCCAACACAAGCUGGAAAAAAAGCAAUACUUCAUCAGUGAUGAGUAUCGAGCUGAUCAUAAACCCAGUAUCACCAAAGAAGGAGAGGCAAGAUGCAAAUGGCGAUUACCAAAGUCAAAUUGGAUAUUACGGUGUGAAUGCUGUGGCUGGAUUACUGGAUGUCAAUUUGAUUGAAGAAGAGGAUCAGUCAGACGCUUCGCAGGUGUCUGUGGGAGGUGAUGAACAUUGUGAAGACUAUGAGGAGGAUAACAGCAGCGAAUAUGAUCAAUACAUUGUAACUAUAAAGCUACCAAGCAAGCUUCUCGAUGAAGCUUUAAAUAUUGAUUGCCUUGGUGUGAGAAUAAACAAGAAGCUUCCUAUCACAUGUGGAGAAGACUGCCUUGGUAGAACAAAGAAAAGGCGUCUUUCUCUACCCACAAAGAAGAAACAUAGGUUUAAAAACACAGGGAAGAAGCACCGAGCUACAACCUCCAAGAAAGAGCUGCAUGCUACAAUAUCAAAAAGCAAAGCAAGCACCAGCGAAACGACUAGCUCACUUUCCAAACGAGCAAGGCUGAAAGGGUACGACUCUGACGAGGAGUAUCUACCUCACGAAGCUUCAAGGACCCCACAAUCGAGAAAACGCGUGCAACGAGGUCCUGAUGGCGUCGCAAAGAAAAGAAAAUGUGUCAUUAGGUCCAAGUCUGGAUGCUGGACAUGCAGAAUUCGCCACAAAGGAUGUAACGAAGAGCAACCGAAAUGCGGCCAUUGUCAACGGUUGAAUUUGACGUGUGAUUAUUCUCCAGUUCGUCCAGCUUACAUGGUGAAUGAGAAAUUACACGCGGAAAAGUUGUUGGAGAUAAGACGCCUUACUGAUCAAGUGAAGAAGCGUGCACCUCGUUAUUAA
Molecule: messenger RNA, 1437 nt
Organism: Lodderomyces margitis
Lineage: Eukaryota; Fungi; Ascomycota; Pichiomycetes; Serinales; Debaryomycetaceae
Gene: UME7
Product: DNA-binding transcriptional regulator
Exons: 1
Coding region: 1-1437 (478 amino acids)
Biological process (GO): regulation of DNA-templated transcription
Molecular function (GO): zinc ion binding; DNA-binding transcription factor activity, RNA polymerase II-specific
Source: RefSeq, a predicted model, not a curated record